AUGGAGUACCAGGGACAGCAGCAGCACGGCCAGGCCACGAACCGCGUCGACGAGUACGGCAACCCGAUCACCGGAGCCGGGCACGGUGGCUUGACCGGCGGCAUGGGAGGGCACGGCGGAGUCGGCACGGGCGCGGCUGCCGGAGGGCAUUUCCAGCCCAUGAGGGAGGAGCACAAGGCCGGCGGGAUCCUGCACCGCUCCGGCAGCUCCAGCUCCAGCUCGUCUGAUGAGGAUGAUGGCAUGGGCGGAAGGAGGAAGAAGGGCAUGAAAGAGAAGAUCAAGGAGAAGCUCCCCGGCGGCCACGGUGGUGAGCAGCAAGCCAUGGGCACCUACGGACAGCAGGGUCACACUGGCAUGACCGGCACCGGGGCCACCGGCGGCACCUACGGACAGCAGGGACACACAGGAAUGACCGGCGCCGCAGCGCAUGACACCAUGGCUACCGGCGGCACCUGUGGUCAGCAGGGGCACACUGGGAUGACCGGCACAGGGACGCACGGCACCGGCGAGAAGAAAGGCAUCAUGGACAAGAUCAAGGAGAAGCUGCCUGGCCAGCACUGA
Molecule: messenger RNA, 561 nt
Organism: Lolium rigidum
Lineage: Eukaryota; Viridiplantae; Streptophyta; Magnoliopsida; Poales; Poaceae
Product: dehydrin DHN3-like
Exons: 2
Coding region: 1-561 (186 amino acids)
Biological process (GO): response to water
Source: RefSeq, a predicted model, not a curated record